Molecule: messenger RNA, 2829 nt
Organism: Oryctolagus cuniculus (rabbit)
Lineage: Eukaryota; Metazoa; Chordata; Mammalia; Lagomorpha; Leporidae
Gene: RBM28
Product: RNA binding motif protein 28
Cellular component (GO): nucleolus
Molecular function (GO): mRNA binding
Source: RefSeq, a predicted model, not a curated record
GAAACGGACACUUCCGGGAUCUUCCGGUCCCUUGGUGCGGUUGUCCUGCUGAAGCUGAGUUUUCACUCGCGUGCGUCGGCUUACUUCGCUCGCCGCCUCGCGAGCCUCAGGUUCCGGGUCUCAUGGCGGGCUUGACCCUGUUUGUUGGCCGCCUCCCGCCUUCGGCCCGCAGUGAGCAGCUGGAAGAGCUGUUCAGUCAGGUGGGGCCGGUGAAGCAGUGCUUCGUGGUGACUGAGAAAGGGAGUAAGUCGUGCCGAGGCUUUGGCUAUGUCACUUUCUCAAUGCCGGAAGAUGUUCAGAGGGCUCUCAAGGAGAUCACCACCUUUGAAGGUCACAAGAUCAAUGUGACUAUUGCCAAGAAAAAACUGAGGGCUAAGUCCAAGGAGAAGGGGAAAAAUGAAAAUUCAGAGACCCUGAAGAAGGAGCUGAAGUCUAAAAAACCCAAAGUGGCAGAUAAGAAAGCCAGGUUAAUUAUUCGGAACCUGAGCUUUAAGUGUUCAGAAGAUGACUUGAAGACAAUUUUUGCUCAGUUUGGAGCUGUUCUGGAAGUCAAUGUACCUAAGAAGCCAGAUGGAAAGAUGCGUGGUUUUGCUUUUGUGCAGUUCAAAAACCUCCUAGAAGCAGGAAAAGCUCUCAAAGGCAUGAACAUGAAAGAGAUAAAAGGGCGGACAGUGGCUGUGGAUUGGGCUGUGGCAAAGGAUAAAUAUAAAGACACACAGGCUGUGUCUGGCCCAGGUAAGGGGAAAAGCUGUGAACCUAACCUUCAGGAGUCAGUUAAAAAGAGUGGCAGGAAGGAAGAGGAUGUAGAAGAGGAAGAUGAUGAUGACGACGAUGAGGGUGAGGACGAUGAUGACAGUGAGGAUGAUGACGAAGAUGAUGACGAUGACGAAGAUGAAGAGGAGAAGGAAGAUUCCAAGGUGACCAAGGCCAUGCGUGUUCAGAAGAGAGCAGUCAAGAAAACCGUCGCCACAGAAAGCAGUGGAGACGAUGCUUCGGGUGAGGACAGUGACCUGGAGGAAGGAGACCGUGUGGGUGGUGGCGAGGACCUGGCUGAGAGUGACGCCAGCGCUGGGGAGCAGGAGGGCGAAGAUGCACAAGUCUCAAAGAAAAAGAAGAGGAAGUUACCCUCUGAUGUGAGUGAAGGGAAGACUGUUUUUAUCAGAAACCUGUCCUUUGACUCCGAGGAAGAAGACCUUGGGGAGCUCCUCCAGCAGUUUGGAGAUCUUAAAUAUGUCCGCAUCGUCUUGCAUCCAGACACAGAGCAUUCUAAAGGUUGUGCAUUUGCCCAGUUCACGACUCAAGAAGCCGCUCAGAAGUGCCUGGCAGCUGCUUCUCCAGAGGUUGAGGGUGGUGGUCUUAAGUUGGACGGCCGACAGCUCAAGGUUGACCUGGCAGUAACCCGUGAUGAGGCUGCCAAGCUCCGGACAAAGAAGGUGAAGAAGCCGACUGGAACCCGGAACCUUUAUCUGGCCCGAGAAGGCUUGAUUCGUGCUGGGACGAAGGCUGCCGAGGGUGUGAGUGCUGCUGAUAUGGCCAAGAGAGAACGGUUUGAGCUACUGAAACACCAGAAACUCAAGGACCAGAAUAUCUUCGUCUCUCGGACCAGGCUCUGCCUGCACAACCUGCCAAAGGCUGUGGACGACACACAGCUCAGGAAGCUGCUGCUCAGUGCCACUAGAGGCGAGAAGGGGGUGCGCAUCAAGGAGUGCAGGGUGAUGCGAGACCUGAAAGGCGCCCACGGGGCAGUGAAGGGCCAGUCCCUGGGCUACGCCUUUGUGGAGUUCCAAGAGCAUGAGCAUGCGCUGGGAGCCCUCCGCCACAUCAACAACAACCCCGACAUCUUCGGGCCUCAGAAGAGACCGAUAGUGGAGUUCUCCUUGGAGGAUCGGAGGAAGCUUAAAGUGAAGGAACUAAGGAUGCAGCGCAGCCUGCAAAAAGUGAAAUCCAAGCCUUCAACCAACGAACCCCAGAAGGAGCCACCAAAGCCUGCAAAAGGCAAGCAGCAGCAGAAGGGAGCUCAAAGUCGCGCCGUGGAACACAGCAAGCCACCCUCCAAGCAGAAGGGGAAGGCAGGCUCUACUAACUGGAUGGGCUUCCAGACCAAGGAGGAAGUGGAGCAGGUGGAGCUGCCCGAUGGGAAGAAGAGAAGAAAGGUCCUGGCGCUCCCUUCACACCGAGGCCCCAAGAUCAGGUUACGGGACAAAGGCAAGGUGAAGUCCCUCCCUCCCAAGAAGCCCAGGCCCCAGGUAAACCAGCUGAAGCAAGAGAAGCAGCAGUUUUCUUCUAAGCAGGUUCCUAAGAAGAAAGCUAAGGGAAACAAGGCAGAAAUCCACUUCAACCGGCUGGUCGAACAGUAUAAACAGAAACUCCUGGGGCCUUCCAGUGGGGCACCCCUGGCCAAGAGGAGCAAGUGGUUUGACAGUUGACGACGUCAGCAGGCUGGGCGUGGAGCAGGCUCGUGUGCGUCUUGCUGAAGCUCCCAGGCCUCCCCUCCCCGUGUCUCUUCCUGAGGGCAAGGAGAUGCUGAGGGCGCGGCCGCCCGCCAUGAGGCUCCCCGGGCUGUGCACAUCUGAACUUGGGCCCUGCCUCCGGUGCGUGGUUGGUUAGCCACAGAGACAAACCCGAAAACGUCGUGGUCCUUGUGUAUUGUCCAGAGUGUUUUGUGAAGUUAUGUCUUCAAUUAUCCAUUUUAUUCUGUGUUUCUUGAAUGGGGACAAUUGUAAAAAGCAUUCUGGAGUGGUGAAUUUUUUAAGAAGUCUGUUUGGUUAAGCAUCUUCUCUAAAUGAAAUGUUGUUUAGCUUUCUAAAUAACAGACUAUCAUUUCUAAUA